Racocetra persica is the source of this 335-nucleotide messenger RNA. The record is from the annotation of a GenBank genome assembly. NCBI's taxonomy places the organism in Eukaryota, Fungi, Glomeromycota, Glomeromycetes, Diversisporales, Gigasporaceae.
AUAUCAAUUCAAGACCUGCACAAAAUCAACAUAAUUCAUCAAAAAUUCCUACUUCAACAACGCAACAACAACAAACCUCUCCUAUUCAAAACAAUAAUUUAGAAAUCCAUACAUUAAAUCAACGACCACCAUCAAAUGAUAUGAAUUCCUCUCAAAAGGUGGUUAAUGUUGUAAACUCUUUUUCGCUCCCUAAUGAUGAUGAAGAACUUCAAGCAUGGAUUAUGAAUAUUUUAAAAGAUCCCGAAUAUCCGCAAUUUAGUGGAAAAGUUAUGGAAGACGCGAUUAAUGAUGUGAGACUUAUGAUCAAUAUGUCGAAAUUAUUAUUAAAGAGUUAG